GAUAUUCAUCGAUUGAUUGGUCUGCAUCUGGGAGUGGGAGAGAAAGAUGCCGAAGAGGACAACGCACACAUACUCAAGCGAGGAUGCAGCUCCGGAGGGUCCUCACUCCGAUCUCUUUGUAUAUUACUGCAAACAUUGCGGAUCCCAUGUCCUCAUAACAGAUACCCAAUUGCAGAAAAUGCCUAAAAGGAAAACCGACAAAGCUUAUGUACUGGACAAGAGCAAACAUCUGGCCAGAUUGAACAUGAAGGAAGGCGGGAAAGUAGUGUUAAAACGAGGGGAGGGGAAAAUGGAGAAACAAUUCCGCAUGAACUGUAUGGGGUGUGGACUGUUCGUAUGCUACCGGGCGGAACAAGAGUUGGAGUUAUCGUCUUUGAUAUAUGUCCUUGAUGGUGCCCUCAGUACUGUUGCUGCCGAAACCAACCCACAGGAUGCCCCCGUUCCACCCUGUAUAUCCCACCUUGAAGGCGGACUCGUUCAACUUGCUAUAGAAGUCGAAGAUCGUGCUCAACGUUCUGCAAUCACCAGAGUCAAUGCUGAUGAUGUUCGAGUCACUGUUGCUGCUCCUGCUGCCCGUGGAGAGGCUAACAACGAACUCUUGGAAUUUAUGGGAAAAGUUUUGGGCUUGAGAUUGAGUCAGAUGACUCUUCAGCGAGGAUGGAAUAACAAGUCAAAGCUGCUUGUGGUAGAGGAUUUGACUGCUCGACAAGUUUAUGAGAAACUUUUGGAGGCUGUGCAACCUUAGCUUUAGUAUCCAUGCUGUCCUUCCAUAGCAAGCCAGGUUGAAUCUCAUUUUUUCCUGUAAAAAUGACUUUGCGGUUUAAAUUUCAGCUGUAAUGUUAUUUACUUGGAUACAAACCAGGCCGUUGGUUACGUUGCAAUUGAAAACCUUACUAUAUAACUCAUGGUUGGAUAGUAUUAAUGCAUGUUUGAAUUAAAGUUUGCAAAAA
This is a messenger RNA of Glycine soja, 950 nucleotides long. RefSeq names its product UPF0235 protein At5g63440. The coding region runs from base 47 to 745 and encodes 232 amino acids. NCBI's taxonomy places the organism in Eukaryota, Viridiplantae, Streptophyta, Magnoliopsida, Fabales, Fabaceae. The transcript is spliced from 3 exons. The record is from RefSeq and is a predicted model, not a curated record.